Benincasa hispida (wax gourd) is the source of this 723-nucleotide messenger RNA. RefSeq lists its product as uncharacterized. The record is from RefSeq and is a predicted model, not a curated record. Lineage: Eukaryota; Viridiplantae; Streptophyta; Magnoliopsida; Cucurbitales; Cucurbitaceae.
AUGGGAAUCAUUGAUCGCAAAGCGAUGGAGAACCAGGUUGCGGACCAUUUAUCCAGAUUAGAAGAUCCAGAAGUUGACCGCAACCAGUCAGAGGCGGCCACCGCAUACCAUCCACAAACAAAUGGUCAAGCUAAAGUGUCCAACCGGGAAAUCAAGAUGAUAUUAGAGAAGGUGGUAAAGUCUUCACGAAAAUAUUGGGCAACAAAGCUGGACGAUGAAUUGUGGGCAUACAUGACCGCCUAUAAGACACCUAUAGCAUCCCUUUAUGCACGAGUGUUUGGUAAGGCAUAUCAUCUACCACUUAAGCUGAAGCACAAAGCACUGUGGGUGGUGAAAAAGCUAAACUUCGACUUAAACACUGCAGGGGAAGUAAGAACGCUUCAGUUGGUUGAGAUUGAUGAAUGGAGAACGCAAGCUUAUGAGAAUGCCAAAAUUUUCAAAGAGCGAGCAAAUCGGUGGCAUGACAAACAACUAUGCGAGAAGAAUCUCAAUGUCGGACAAAUGUUCUUACUUUUCAAUUCGGAGCUACGGCUCUUUCCCGGCAAGUUAAAGUCACGCUGGUCUGGUCCCCUUAUAAUCAAAGAAGUAUUCCCACAUGGUGCAGUCGAACUGAUUAAUGAGGAAAGGACCCACACAUUCAAGGUUAACGUGAAAAGAGUCAAGAUAUAUUGCGGAGGUGAUUUUCAUCCGAAAAACUCUGUAGACCUGAGAAAUCUUGAAUGA